Leptosia nina is the source of this 360-nucleotide messenger RNA. Lineage: Eukaryota; Metazoa; Arthropoda; Insecta; Lepidoptera; Pieridae. The record is from the annotation of a GenBank genome assembly.
AUGGCUGCAAAUAACGUCGACCCCAGAGUAAGGUCUUUAGAACUACUAUUACAGAAAUUAGAAGCACCAGCUCCUUUUCCAGACGUUGUCGAUGUAGAAAAUUUACCACCUCGCACUCCAUUAAGGCAAAUGGCUCCCGAGACGCCUCAGUCAUCGACACCGAGGCAAGAACAAACAAAUGAUCAUACCAAAAAGAUCCUCCAACAUGUUUUACAGAAUGAGGAAUACCAGUUAGCAAAGAGCUGUCUAAUAAGAACAACGUUGUCGCGCAUGCCACCAGGACCAAGAGACUGCUAUGAGGAUGUGUCACAAAUGCAGCAAGUGGUACCACGAGGAGUGCGUGGGUUUGUCAGAGGAUGA